AUGCUUACAGGCAGCUGGGUUCCCGCCAGUGGACUUCGCAUCCCACUCCUUCCGCAUUGGCGCAGCCACGGUGGCGGCAGGCCUUGGGCUCCCCUCAGCCGCUAUCCAGCGGCUCGGCCGCUGGCGGUCCGGGGCCUUUCGCACCUACAUCCGCCCGGCUCGGGCUCUUGCUCAUUGAGUUUGUUUAUGCUUCAUGUUUCAGGGCAGCGGAGGAUCGUUUGGAUUUGCAGCCACAGCAUCGUGCAUUGGGCCGGGAAGUAUGCGGCGUCCUCGGGAUGGGGAAGACACCUCGGGUUGGACGAUCGCCUCGAGAUUCGCUGGAUCGGCUCCCGGGGCAUGCUGUGGGAGUCUCUGGCUCCCACCUUGAUCCGGCAGGCUCGCCGGGAGGGCCCGCCCGACGCCGUGAUCAUCCAGCUGGGAGAAAACGACCUGGGCAGGCGGGAGGCGCCGGAGCUGAAGAGAGCGAUGUGCAGCGACCUGGACUAUCUAAGGGGGUUGUUUCCACGGACUUUCUUCCUGUGGUCAGACUUGCUCCAGAGGCGCUACUGGCGCUUCGCGCGCCACCCUGAGAAGGUGGACGGAAUCCGGCAAAGGGUGGCCCGCGCCAUGGGACAUUACAUCUCCGCUGCCGGGGGCCUGCUCAUUCAGCAUUCGGACAUUUCGUUCCGCAUGGAGCCAUUGUUCCGCCCAGAUGGGCAUAGACAGAACAAAAUGAAUCAAACAAUCAUCACAAAUUUCAUUCUCCUUGGAUUCAGUGAUCAUCCUAAACUGCAGGUGCUUCUCUUCGUGUCUUUCCUCACAAUCUAUUUGCUUACGGUGGCUGGAAAUAUUAUCAUCAUAGUACUGGUGGUUGCAGAUAUACACCUCCAUACCCCCAUGUAUUUAUUCCUAGGGAACUUGUCAUGCUUGGAAAUCUGCUACACAUCAACCAUCCUGCCCAGACUGCUCUUCAGUCUUCUGACUGGGGAUAGAACUAUUUCUGUUCAUGGCUGCAUUAUGCAAUAUUUCUUCUUUGGUUCUUUAGCAUCUACAGAAUGUUACCUCUUGGCCAUGAUGUCAUAUGAUCGAUAUUUAGCUAUCUGUAGACCACUGAGGUACACAUAUCUUAUGAACAGCAGAAUCUGCUUCUGGCUUCUUGCCAUCUCUUGGAUGAGUGGUCUGCUAAACAUCAGUAUAAUAACUUCAUUUUUGUUCCAACUAUUGUUUUGUGGACCCAGUCAAAUUGAACAUUUCUUUUGUGACAUAGAACCUCUGUUCAAACUUUCCUGCAGCAGCACUCACCUAGUAGAGCUUGUAAAUUUCAUCUUUGCCUCAAUAGACACCAUUCCACCCUUUCUCCUUACCCUGAUCUCAUAUAUAUGCAUCAUCAUCAACAUCCUUCAAAUGAAGUCCACAGCCUCAAGGAAGAAGGCCUUCUCCACUUGUUCCUCCUACCUCAUUGUAGUGACACUUUUCUAUGGGUCUCUGAUUUGUGUCUAUUUACUUCCUGAAACAAACACAAUGAAGGUGCUUCAUAAAACCUUCUCCCUAUUCUUUACCGUCUUCACUCCCAUGCUCAACCCUCUCAUAUACAGUCUGAGAAACAGAGAGAUCAAGGCUGCCCUUUAUAGAAUGGCUACUAAAAUUGUCACUGUAGCAUAUCCCUAG
This is a messenger RNA of Eublepharis macularius, 1647 nucleotides long. RefSeq names its product olfactory receptor 1020-like. The transcript has 2 exons. Bases 1 to 1647 code for a protein of 548 amino acids. The record is from RefSeq and is a predicted model, not a curated record. Gene Ontology annotation, biological process: G protein-coupled receptor signaling pathway. NCBI's taxonomy places the organism in Eukaryota, Metazoa, Chordata, Lepidosauria, Squamata, Eublepharidae. Gene Ontology annotation, molecular function: G protein-coupled receptor activity; olfactory receptor activity. Gene Ontology annotation, cellular component: membrane.